UGAAUAAACCCUAAGCUUUACGCCCAUCUCCUAUUGUGGAAGUAUGAGGAUACCCGCACCAACACCACCCUAAGUCAAGGUGUCGAAAUAUCCGUGCCAUGCAAGUGACCAUCAUAGAUGGAAAUUCCUCCUCCCCGAGCACUAUACAAGGAAGAUGUUUGGAGAUCGACGUCAGAUCGUCGAGUAUGGUGAUAAGCUCCUCUGCGAAUGGUAGGCACCUUGUCGUGGUGCAGGGGCUUAAACCGCAGCACAGCACAGCAUCUCUCAGCUACCGGAGAUGUUGCUGCAGAGCAUCGCCCCCGGUGGCUGUCGGAGGCUGCAUGUGCACGGUGACCAAGAGCUACCACCUCCUAAUCCAGGGUGUUAUGCGACCCGUGCCCAUUGGAUGAUUUGCAGCCAGGAGGUAAAUUCGGCUGUAUUCGUACGGAGCCUUCCCAACACUGGGCCGCCUUGGGAAGUAACGGUGGCCUUACUGCGUCAAGGGGCUCUGGCGCAGUGGACUUUUAGACUCCCCUUCUUUAAGACUAGACCGGGAGGCUUACAACACGAGCCGAACGGUCGUAAGAACAAGAUGAAAGAACAACAACAACAACAACCACAAAAACAACAACAACAAACAACAACAACGGCAACGACCAAAGCAACGACAAUCAAAACGGUGAACAUGGACAGAAGCAGCAAUAGUACCGCAGGCAAGAGUGGCCCAGGGGCUAAGCGUAAGUUUAGCUUCUUGGACGCCCUGUCGCCGGAAGAACGUGCACUCUUUGAAGAGCACGCUCGUGACGACGACGACGAUGUGCCCUCUUGCAGCGGCACUCAACGCAGCGCGUCAACCGCAAUUCGCGCAAACGCUACCCCCGCAACCCCCUCGAGCAGGAUCGACUGCGGAGAGGAGGGUGGUUUCACGAAAGUGGAAUCAAGGGGUGAACGUAAAAGAAGACGGCAACGAGGGAACAUUCCUUGUACCCCGGAGCCAGGACAGCCAGGAGGUCAUGACGACCCACGUAGAUUGGGAAUGAGUGGAGCCACUCUUAAGUGGUACCUAAGAUUCCUUGAGGACGGCAUGACCCCGGAGUCAGCCGAAAGGGGGGCUCUGGGUAGGAGCAGUGGGAAAGACCCCUCUCCUAACAAUGUACGACACGCAGGUACCAACGGUGGAUCGGCCGCGACAAAACGCAGGAACCGAAGGCGUCGUCGUGCUAAAGCAGCCUCGUCGGAGGGACAGAGCGCAGCAAGGCCGGCGACCCAGGAGGCACCUAGUCGAUCGGAGAAGAGGAAGGGUGGCCAAAUAACGCCUCAGGUGCCACCUAAGCCCAAGAGAAUAGGGGAAGAUAAACCACAAGAGGCCAGUGGUAGGCGCUCCAACCCCAACCAGCAGCCAAUAAGUACCGAAAGCCGCAAAUACUCGGAGGCUGUAAGUAGCAUCCGUAUGGCAGUGGUGCCCCGCAAUUACCCGGCGGAGGCCCUAGAGCCUGAGCAACUUACAGCCCUACAGAACUGCCUGGUAAAGGCCCUAUCCAUUGGCAAUAAGUUCACCGGUGCCUUUAACGGCAUAUUCUUUAAGGGCGGCAUGCUGCUGGUCGACUGCCAGGAAGAGAAGUCGGCCACCUGGCUGAAGGAGAUCACGCCAAGGCUCGAGGGUUGGAAGGGCCCGGCCCUGUGUGUAAGGAGAGGUGAGGAAAUACCGCGAACACACAGCAUGGUAGCGUUCUUUCCGAGAAGUGCAGAGGAUAGCUACGACUUCGUGCUUAGUCUGGUGAGGAACCAGAACGAAGGUUUAAGUACCUCGGCGUGGAAAGUCGUAGCAAGCAGUGUUGUGGGUUCCGGGUGGAACCUCAACAUCACGAUGGACGACGAGUCCUACAAGUUUAUAAGGCUGAAGGGAUUCAAACUGAGGGAUUCAAACUGUAGCACCAGCUCCUCCCGUAGCCCGCCCAGCGGCGCAUGAGGCGACUGCAGCUGUGGCUUCGGGUAAGGACAGCGAAUCCCCCAGCGAACCCAUCUCGGCUGGGCAGGUUGCGACCGCCGCCGCGGAUGCAGAUGAGAGCAACGGGCAGGAAGGAAAGAUGUCAUUCACCCAGGAGCAGGAGGCGACUGCAUCUGUGGUUUCGGGGGAGGAUAGCGAAUCCCCCAGCGGACUCAUCUCGGCUGGGCAGGUUGCGACCACCGCCGCGGAUGCAGACGAGAGCAACGGGCAAGAAGAAAAGAUGCCAUCCACCCAGGAGCUUCUGGAAGGGUUGGAGAUGCAGGUCGAUGAAGGGGACGAAGACGGGGACCUGUCUCUCUUAGAACCGAUUCUGUAGGCUCCAGCACCGGCAUAGAAGUGGCCCAGGUGAACCUACAUCACGCAUCGGCAGCCUCGGCAGUCAUCGUGAAGAGGUUCAUCUCGGAUAACCUGGGCAUCCUUCUAAUCCAGGAACCUUGGGUGUUCAAAGGAGAGGUAAGAGGCCUCAACAUGAGAAGGAGCAAGGUAAUCUGGGAUCUCUCUAGCGAGAGACCCCGAUCUUGUGUAGUCGUUAGAGCCGAUAUAGACUUUUUCUGUAUUUCAGAGUUUCUAACGCAAGACCUGGUGGCGGUGCAAGUGAAGGACAAGGAAGGAUCGGACUUCGUCCUUGCAUCCGCAUACUUUCCGGGAGAGUCAGCUACAGCACCCCCCCCCCCCAUCGAUACUUGGUCUGGUGGAGUAUUGCAAAUCCAACAAUCUCCCCCUGACCAUAGGAUGUGACGCAAAUGCUCAUCACACGGAAUGGGGUAGCACGAACUGCAACAUGAGGGCACAGAAGAUAUCACAGUGGUUAAGGUGGAACAGAAGGAAAAGCCCUUCUUCCUGGUCUCGGCCUACUUGCCCCAUGACGAAGACAUACCACCGGCCCCGCUCACCAGACUAAUAGAGGAAAACAGGAAGGAAGAUGUCCUAAUAGGGUGUGAUGCAAA
Bactrocera neohumeralis is the source of this 2934-nucleotide messenger RNA. RefSeq lists its product as uncharacterized. Lineage: Eukaryota; Metazoa; Arthropoda; Insecta; Diptera; Tephritidae. Bases 278 to 1948 code for a protein of 556 amino acids. The transcript is spliced from 2 exons. The record is from RefSeq and is a predicted model, not a curated record.